Aureobasidium pullulans EXF-150 is the source of this 2367-nucleotide messenger RNA. RefSeq lists its product as uncharacterized. The transcript is spliced from 2 exons. NCBI's taxonomy places the organism in Eukaryota, Fungi, Ascomycota, Dothideomycetes, Dothideales, Saccotheciaceae. The coding region runs from base 283 to 2367 and encodes 694 amino acids. The record is from RefSeq and is a predicted model, not a curated record.
CGUGUAUGUGCCGUAACACCUUCUCUCUAUCUCUCUGAAUUACUAACACAUAUGCGUGCACUCAAUCGAUCUCCCUUAAUUCGACUCUGAAGUCGGUCUGUUGUCCUUUCAUUAUGGCGGUGGUGGCUUGUGCGUCCGAAGCUGUGCCCGUGCCGCGACUCAUUUUAAUUGAUAUUUCCGGCUGGAUCACUGCAAGAUAAUAUAUGCCAUUUCUCCCAUCAAUUCAACCUUCUCCAUCACACAAACACACAAACACACACACAAAGGCCAGAGGACUCAACCAUGGCCCCGCCGUUCGCUGACUCACCUUGCUUCGAUAACAGCGGCUGUGGUCCACUCGCUGUGCCUGGGUUCGGUUUUCCCCUUGAGCAAGAAUUACAUCCAGAGGAUCGAUUCACUCAUGGCGAACGCGAGUGGUUUCAGCAGCCAAAUAUCACAGCCCGGGAGCUUGCCAUGCUUUGCUUAAUAAACAACAUCACCGACAGACCUACAUGGUCGACGGAUGUCUUCAACGAUACAGCUACCUCCCAUUUGUGCCAAGAAGCACUGCGUAGCCGUCUCAUCAGCCCCAAAACAUGGGACUGGUGUCUUUCAGAACUGCAAGAUAAGGCUCGUAUCUUCCAAAGUAGCGGUCGCAUUUUGGUCUACAACACUGGAGUCGCCGUCUGCAAGUCAGACGUCGUGCUGGAUAAGGAGGUACAAACCGACGUCAAACAUGAACUCUCAGUCAUCGAGUCAUCAUCUCACUCUGAUACCACCGCCAUUGAAUCCUUGUCUGAUACUUCCCGGCAAACACGCCGACUCGUUGAUCCUCUCCUUUACCCCCUCAUAUACGGCAAGUCGAGAGUCUCGAGUGAAGGGAAUACAGUACCCCUCAAAAACAUGUUCAAGCACACAGGCAAAUGCAGUAUUGCUCCAGAGGUCCCAGUUCUAGGACGUCGGUUCCGCCAUGGUUCGUCAUGGUCGACAAGUUUUCAGCGACUGCCCUGCGAGAUGGACUUUAAAGAGGGCCACAGCACAGAUGUUCGCAUCACCUCAUACAUCAAUGGCCUGCAUCCUCGGCAUCAAAGUCUUUACCAUGCUAUCGAGAAGCUUGUUUCGGCUUCUACCGAGCCUUGGAAUGACGUCUUGAUCAAGCAAAGUCGUGGGCACUUUCCGACCCGCAUCAAGACUUAUGGUGUCUCAUAUGAGCCUCCACCACCUGACUUCGACCACUUUACCGAAGCAGGAAAGCAUCCUGGAAAUGAAUCUUACUAUGCUGCGAUUGAGGAAGCCACAGCAUACUGUGCCCAGCCUGACGAAUACCCAUCGGUCGAUGAGUCUGGAAAGGUAUCUCUCUUUGUAUUCAAAAUGCCUGAUGAUCUGGAUGCCUGGUGUAGAUCUGGGGAAGACUUAGGCUGGCUGAUGCGGCAUAAAUUCUCUUGGCUUACUCACAUUGUGCAUCCUGAGCCGGGUACUGCGUACACUUACCAGCAGUGGAAAGCCGGACAAGCUGAAGAAGCCAUCAUAGAAAGAAUACCCAGUCUCUAUGAACCAGACGUGGAGGAGCCAACAGUGCGCAUUCCCUUUCAGGAAUAUAGAGCUGCUCUCCAAGAGUCUUUCUGGCAAAAGGGAUUGCAAGUCGUAGUCAAGAUAGAGAGGAUCGAACUAAAUCCUGGCGAACCCAGGUUUUCGGGCAGCGACUGGCACGUCGAAGGCUUACAUAAUGAGCAUAUUGUCGCCAACUCUGUGUACAUUCUCGAGGAGGAGAACACAUCGGAGCCUCGCAUCGACUUCCGCCAAGAAACAAGAAUGGACCUGGAUGAAUUCGAACACGACGAAGAUGACCUCGAAGCUUUUCUGCAAGUCUUUGACGUACCUUACAGACAACAGAUACUUGGAGGAUCUUGUGAUCCGCCGCCUUCGUUGCAAAGACUAGGAUCUGUUGGUCUUCCCGUAGGUCGACUAGUCGCUUGGCCGAACGUACUUCAUCAUCGCAUUACACCAUUCGAGCUCCUCGACAAGACCAGACCUGGUCGUCGAAGUUUUCUAACCAUAUUCCUUGUGGAUCCCAACUAUCGCAUCUGCUCGACCAGGAACGUUCCUCCUCAAAGGCAUGACUGGUGGGCAGAGGAAGCUCUAUCUGUAGUCCUGCCACCAAAGGUCUCUGUGCCGCAAGAGCUUGUCGAUCACAUCAAUUCGUAUACCGACAACUGGCCGAUGGGCUUGGAAGAAGCAACAAGAAUCAGGGAACAGAUGGCAAAAGAACAAAAGUAUCAUGAACAGAACAUAAUGAAUCACCCCUCUGGAUUCUAUGACUUUAACGUAGACGACUGCAACUUGGGGGAUUUUCCUGAUUUACCUUCCAUGGAUCUUGGAAGUUCAUAG